Rhipicephalus microplus (southern cattle tick) is the source of this 2043-nucleotide messenger RNA. RefSeq names its product CB1 cannabinoid receptor-interacting protein 1. NCBI's taxonomy places the organism in Eukaryota, Metazoa, Arthropoda, Arachnida, Ixodida, Ixodidae. Gene Ontology annotation, biological process: negative regulation of signaling receptor activity. Gene Ontology annotation, molecular function: type 1 cannabinoid receptor binding. The record is from RefSeq and is a predicted model, not a curated record. Gene Ontology annotation, cellular component: plasma membrane.
UGCAGGUGGCGCGUACGUGAGAUAGUGGCUUGCGGUGUGCUGCGUGACCCACCCGCGGAUACUCAUCUUUCGGUCUUCUCCGCGCACUCGCAACCAUGGUCGACAAUUCGAGCCGCAGUUUCAAGGUUGUUUUAUCCAUGCAACGUGAAGGAAACAACAACGGCGACGUUCAUUACAAGGUGGAUGGAACCAGGUUUGGAUCUGAGAGCACAAUUAAACUGAACGUCGAAACGUCCUAUACAUUAACGUUGUGCUUUAGGCCAGCGCAAACAUUAGAGAGCAUCUCACUCUUGGGCUCACGAUACACUCCCAAGGAGAAGUCGCGAGACCACUCCUCUUCAACCUACUUCGUCACAUGGUCCAGCCUUGGUGUGGGUGUCACAAAGCAUGGCAAGCGGGAUAAAAUCCCACUUGCACUGCAGAUUCUCGAUGUUGGUGAGCUCCUGGUCAACCUGCAAGUCAAGUUCUACAAGGAAAAGGACAAAGAACAUGCUACCUGGGGCAAUGCCCUGCACCAGAUUGACCUCGAUUGCGAAGUGAGUCGCUCGUCGGGAAGCCUGGUGGUCAACAAGCAAAGCUUUCGGUAAUGGUCUAUCAACGCCUGCAUGAAGCCUGGAGUGGUACUUUACCAUUGAGCUGUUGUUAGGCUCAUACGACAGCCAUGGCCUGUGGCAGUGCCGGAAUACUGUAGACGUUAUGGGCAGCUGGUGGCUUAUAACACAUAUGGGCCUGCCAUUUCCUCAUUACCCAGCACACAGCAGGGUGUCUCAUCAUCUUGGCAGCCGCAUCGCAGCUGUGGGCCCUAGCCUCUUUGAGAGCUUGUGAGCGAAAUCUGUGCUGAAUGGGCAUGAGUUAAUUGGCCUCGGCUAAUCAAUGUCACUGAAAGUCUCCAGUCUUUCCAAAGAGCUACAUGUCGCUGCUUCACAAAUGUUUGCAGGACAUGAGCUGGCAUGUUUGCACUGGGGAUGUAUCGAGUCUGCAGCCUUAGAUGAAAAGCUGUCAGUGUGUUCAUUCCACUUUUUGUGCACCUUUAGCUUUGUUGUUUCACUUCGAUGACAAGUGAAUGUGGUGAUUUAAUUAGUGCUCUGUCGUUAUUGCUGGAGGUGUUUGGUGUAUAGAUCACUAUUGGUGCUCUUGAACUUCGGGAGGUCUUGUUUGUGCACCCUUUCACGCGUUUUGAAGCCAACUUGCUGAAAGUAGCUAUUAGUCUUUAUAUUACUUGACGGUGUAUUGGUCCCUUCUUAAAUAUGUAUGUGGACAGAUGAUGUCAUUUGAAAUAGAACAAGCUGGCAUUCAUUGCGAUUACCAUUUACUAGCCACUUUAGGUUUCAAGUUAUAAUUGCUAAUUUCGGUUAAUUAGUUUGGCUGGUGAAACAGUCUGAAAUGUUGCACAAGAUAUGCGGUAGCUAUAGAGCAGGAAGGGAAGGACUUUUCUUUAUCGUUUUAUUUUGGACAGUGCAUCAAACAACAUUUUCGUUGACAUUGAUUGCUCUGAGUACCUUAUCAUAUCUUCGUUAUCUUGUAUACGUGUAAUAGAAUAUUAAAGUUAUAUAUAUCUAGUAAUACCUCCUGCUUAGGAAGAUCAACUGGACGUUUAUAGAAGCUGCUAGGUCUUCCAUCUCAAACUCUUGGGAUGCCUAAUGAACAUUGCCAUGAAAUAUCUAGUCAAACAACUGUCACACUGGGGAUGCCUUACCAAAAGCAGACAAACUCAGACGUUGAGGCUCACAUCGUUCUACCCAUUCAGAGAACAAAAGGUCACAGUAGCUAACCAGUGAGUGCCUUGAAUAACAUCACUUUUCUUUACACUCUUCUGCACUGUCUUGCUGUUUAGAGCAAGUGAGUGCAUCAUAGCUAAUGGGGAACUUUAGUUCCCCACUUUCUCCAACUUGCCAUGGGUCGCCUCUUUAUACAAGCGUCUUGUUGACUGCAAGCGUAGUGAGGAAUUUUUCGCAGCAUUGAAAUUGUCUUAGCUGCUGCCAAUUUUGGCUCUUUCGAAAUUGGUGUCACAUAAUGGUACUCCGAAAUCCAUGAUGCCAUGAG